This is a messenger RNA of Hyposmocoma kahamanoa, 2335 nucleotides long. RefSeq names its product proton-coupled folate transporter-like. The transcript has 7 exons. Gene Ontology annotation, cellular component: membrane. Lineage: Eukaryota; Metazoa; Arthropoda; Insecta; Lepidoptera; Cosmopterigidae. The record is from RefSeq and is a predicted model, not a curated record. Gene Ontology annotation, biological process: transmembrane transport. The coding region runs from base 296 to 1750 and encodes 484 amino acids. Gene Ontology annotation, molecular function: transmembrane transporter activity.
AGUAAUCUGUGGUUUACCCCAUUUAUUACACCUUAGUAUCUAAUUUGCGGCUUUAGUCUUAUUAUGAAGUUUGUUUUAAGCAGUUUGAUUGCAGUGUGUUUUUUAUCACGAAGUGUUACAAUCUGCGCAUUUGUGUGCCAAUUGAUGUUGAAUUUGCAUAAUUGCAACCUGCACGAAUUCCAGUUGUAUUUAUUAACCUGAAGGCAGAAUCAACGUCGAUUUGAUGGGACCAACCUUCAGAUAUUGAAGAGAACAUUUUUAUUCUUAAUUAUUGUAGAGUAGGUAUUAAGAUAAAAUGGCUGUAAACAAUGAAGAGGGCGAAGAAAGGCUCGUAGGAAGUAACUCUUCUGUAAUUAGAACAACUACUAUAAGCGAAUUACCAGGAAAAUCUUUCGGGAUCACUGUGGAGAUCCCAAUAUUUUUAACUAUGAUGGGAUUGGCUUUUAUAGGUACUCCAAUAACAAAUAUAUUGAUGUACAGAACCUGUUUUCAUGUUAAGAACUAUUCAGACUCAGAAUGCAAGGUAUUUUUAUCUCCUGACAGGACUAAUGUCACUAAACAUAUUGAAGAAGAAGUACAAAUCUACACAACAUUUAUAAAUGUUGUAAGAGACAUCUUAGAAUCAUUGGUACCAGCUGUAUUGUCUUUCUUUUUGGGAGUUUGGUCUGAUACUUAUGGAAGAAAACCUUUGAUAGUUUGGCCAUUAUUGGGCAUCGCGUUAUCAAGAAUGUUGAUUGUUGUCUUCAGCUUAUUGAACAAUAUUGGACCAUGGUGGUUUAUUUUGACAUCCGUGCCUUUCUCGCUCUCUGGUGGUUACAUAGUGUUAUUCACCGGUAUUUUCUGUUACUUAAAUGACAUCACUACUUCUAGGAACAAAUCUCUGAGAAUGACUAUAUUAGAAGCCUCGAUUGCUGUGGGUAUAAUGGUAGGCUCUAUUAUAACUUUUUACCUCAUACGAGCUGUCGGCAAUGUAUAUGUGAUCUUAAUAUCUGCCUCGCUAGCGGCAAUAGCUUAUGCAUUUGCUGUUUUACACCUGCGAGAGUCUUUGACUGGAGCUUUAGACAGUGGAAUAACAACAGUCCUAGAUUUCUUGCUAGUAAAAGAAAUGUUCAGAGAAUGUUUCAAACGACGACCAAAUAAUGGAAGAGCCCAAAUACUAUUAUUAUGUUUUGCCAAUGUCUUACCUGUUUUUAUACUUUAUGGAAUAAUUGGCUUAGAGUAUAUGUACGCAAGAACGAAAAUACACUGGGCUUUGAAACAAUAUACUGUAUAUUCAGCAGCAAAUACGUCCAUCUCAUUCUUCGGGAGUUUGGUUGGAGUAGCGUUGAUACAGAGAUUGUUUGGAAUUAGCGAUUUAGCAUUCGUUUUAAUCGCAUUUUUGUCAUUUAUUGCUGAGUAUUUGACGAAAGCUUUUGCAACUCUCGGCUGGCAUAUGUAUUUAGGUGCCAGCAUUUCACUCUUUAAAGGAUUAACGUCACCUUUAAUAAGAUCUUUUCUAACAAAAAUACUCCCUGUCGAAGAUAUAGCGAAGGUAUUCGCAUUCAUGUGUGCGUUAGAAGGCAUAUGCCCGUUGAUCUCAUCGGCUUUGUACAACACAUUGUACGCUGGGACUAUUGGCGUGUUUCCUGGUGCUAUUUACUUACUAAGUGCUGGUUUUAGUGGGGCUAGUUUCAUUAUGGUGGGUUUUGUGCAGUACUACAUAUGGAAGGGAUCGAGGACUCCAACCUAUACUACUUUAGUGGAAACGUGAUUUAGUUGUAGAUUUCAUUUUCUAUACAAUUGGUUUAUAGUUUUAGUGUUUAUAGUUCUAAAUUGAACAAUACGGGCAAGGUAUUUUUUUGCCUUAUCGCAACGCUCUUUUGUUUGUUUUCAUGGAUAGGUAAGGCUACCGGCGGCGCGGCGUUGGGUCAAUGUGGACGUACAGUAGGUACGUCAAAAUUAUUUUUUGUAAAUUGUACUUUUCGAUUUGUAUGUACACGUUAAAAAAAUACAUUUGCAUAGCCAAUCAAGUACAAUGUCCAUAAUAAAGUAAAAUCAUGUACAAUACGUCCUUAUCACUUUGUGUCUAGAUUAGGUAUACAUAUUUGUUAUUAAUGUUAUUAUACAAUGUUAUAUUGUAUUGUCUGAAUAAAGAUAAUCAAGAAUAUUAUCGUAUCAACAAGUGUUGUCCAAUGUUAUCAAAAUAUAUAACGAAAUAAAUUUUUACUUAACAAUCUUAUGAUAUUAUUACGCGUUUCUGAGAAAUUUCAGUUUUAUGUACAAAUAAUAGCGUCUGCGUUCAGGAAGCACUGUUUCCCACUUUCCCUAUUCGCAAUUUGUCAAAUUUAUUUAAAAU